UCUAGGCCUUAUUGCUCUUGGUCUGAGCAGGCUAGGGGGGUCUCCUGUGACUGUUCAUGGCGUUCCCUAUCAAGGCAGUGAUUGUUCCCGGGAACGGAGGCGGGGAUGUAGCCACCCAAGGCUGGUACGGCUGGGUGAGAAAGGGGCUAGAGCAGAUUGCUGGUUUCCAGUGUUUGGCUAAAAAUAUGCCUGAUCCAAUUACAGCCCGAGAGAGCAUCUGGCUGCCCUUCAUGGAGACAGAGCUGCAGUGUGAUGAGAAGACCAUCAUCAUAGGCCACAGCUCCGGGGCCAUUGCAGCCAUGAGGUAUGCAGAGACACAUCAGGUAUACGGUCUUGUAUUGGUGUCUGCAUACACAUCGGACUUGGGAGAUGAAAACGAGCGUGCCAGUGGGUACUUUAGCCGCCCCUGGCAGUGGGAGAAGAUUAAAGCCAACUGCCCUCACAUUGUACAGUUUGGUUCCACUGAUGACCCUUUCCUCCCCUGGAAGGAACAAGCAGAAGUGGCAGAUGGGCUGAAUGCCAAAUUGUACAAAUUCACCAACCGUGGUCACUUUCAGAACACAGAAUUUCAUGAACUGAUUAGUGUGGUGAAGUCUAUGCUGAAAGUACCAGAAUAGUCAGGAUGACUCCUGCUCUGUAGCAUGCCAGGAUGGGGUGGUAUCUAUUACCACACAGUACUAGACAUGAAAUAUCCAGUUAAGCUGCAGAAGUGCCUGAAAAACAUUCACUACAUUUUCAGUCCCCAUAGAACUUAAAUCUUCUUGAAAAGCUCUAGCUAUGGCAAUACUUUCCUGUUUGAUGGGGGACACAGAGCGAGUUUGUUUAGCCAUCCUGUUGAUCCAGAGAGUAAGCCAGCGGUAGAACCAGCAUAGAGCUGUAUCCCUGUAAUUCCAGCACUUCAGAGAAAGCAGGGACCAGGAGGUGAAUGCUAGCCUGACCCUGCCUCCGAAAAGAAACAGCAAGUAGACCCUGGCUGCUAUCUUGAAUCUCAUUCCAAAUUAUAACUCAGUAACUCUUGCAAGGUGUGACCUGAGACCACAGGACUUGGAAAGCUGAAGAAGGUGGAUCUUGAAUUUGAGGACUACCUAGGCUAAAUAUUUAGCAAAACUCUAUCUCAAAAACAAAACAAACAAAAAUAGCUGGACGUUGGUGGUGCAUGCCUUUAGUCUCAGCACUCAGGAGGCAGAGGCAGGUGCAUCUCUGUGAGUUCAAGGCCAGCUUGGUCUACAGAGCUAGUUCCAGGACAGGCUCCUCCAAAGCUACACAGAGAAACCCUGUCUCAAAAAAAAAAAAAAAAAAAAAAAAAAAAAAGAAACCGGUUUAUAUAUGAGUGACACGUUUUCCUAUCUGAAAUAAGUUUUCUCUUACUGGAAGAAAACAUGAUUAAAGUUUCCAUAUGUUCUUAGAACUCCAGCUGCUGUUUCAAGCUGGCUCAAGAUAGUAAGCUCAAACUUGGGUCUUCAUCAUUGAAAUCCCUGACCCCACCUCAGUCUCCAGGUCCUUCUGACAGGUUGAGAGACCAACAUAUAAGGAUGCUGAGUCAGGAAGCUACAGGGGACAGAUAUCUGCAUAGCCUGCCACCUGUAUACUAACUUCAGUAAGACUAACAGUAAAUGUAUGCCUUUUUUAAGCUGGGGAAUAUAUAUGUAUGUGUAUACAAUCCCUACAUGAGUUGAGGUAGAUAGAAACACUAUAAUUAAAAGAUUUGCAAAAGCUACAAGACAAAGACCAGGUCAUCCAUUUGUGAGUUCCAUCAUAAACAUUUUAGAUUCCCUACAAAGUACAGGUAGUAGUAAUGCACACCUUUAAUCCCAGCACUUGGGAGGCAGAGAUAAAUGGAUCUCUAUGAGCUUGAGGCCAGCCUGGUCCACAGAGCACGUUCUAGGACAGCCAGGACUACACAGAGAAACCUUGUCUCAAAAAAGGAAGAAAAAAAAAAAAAGGAAAGCCUAAGAUUACCAAAAGAUAAUGCUAAAGGGUGGAAAACAAGGGAGCAAUUUGUACUGUUAAGUUUUAAGUAUCUUCAAAAAGAA
Molecule: messenger RNA, 2033 nt
Organism: Phodopus roborovskii (desert hamster)
Lineage: Eukaryota; Metazoa; Chordata; Mammalia; Rodentia; Cricetidae
Gene: Rbbp9
Product: RB binding protein 9, serine hydrolase
Exons: 5
Coding region: 57-617 (186 amino acids)
Molecular function (GO): hydrolase activity
Source: RefSeq, a predicted model, not a curated record